Molecule: messenger RNA, 1778 nt
Organism: Ziziphus jujuba (common jujube)
Lineage: Eukaryota; Viridiplantae; Streptophyta; Magnoliopsida; Rosales; Rhamnaceae
Exons: 1
Coding region: 540-1652 (370 amino acids)
Source: RefSeq, a predicted model, not a curated record
AAAGGUACUGUGACUCAACAUAAAGUAAAGGACCUUGGGUCCGAAUGGACAGAUUGGAAAAUGGCAUCAGAGCAGCCCAAAUCCAUAUCAACUGGGGCUGGCACAACUUGCUGGGCCUGGGUUAAUAAAUUACGUUAUUCUAUAAAAUUCCGGAAACACCCUUGACAUAAGGAUGUAAUUACAAUGACGUGCCAUCGUCUCCCCCAUAGAGUCCAAACUGAUUUGGCGGGAAAGAUCCUGAUCCGUUACAUGUUUGUUAGGCGUGAGCAGAGAGAGAGACACACACACACACACAAACACACUUAUACACACAGAGACCUCCUUCAACCCCUGUAUCCCUGUCCGCACUCAUCUGCUACUAAAGCUUCUCAGUUUUCGUAACCCCCACACAAGCACAAUACACAGAGACGACAGAAAGAAAAGAAAAUCCAAGAAAACCAUCCAAGAAUCUACAUCGAAUUUUCUUUCACCUACUAUAUAUAUUUCCCAUUUCUUUAAACCCCCCCAAAGAAAAUCGAUCUUCCUCUCUUUUCUCUCACAUGGCGGCCAGCGACUACCUAGUCUUUUUUUCCGUCCUCCUCCUCAGUUCCUCCACAUUGCAGGCAUCACCUUCUCCCACCCAAUCUCCACCAUCUCCUCCCUCUCCAUCUCCAUCUCCACCUCCACCACCUCCUUCACCAUCUCCACCACCACCUCCGUCACCAUCUCCGCCUCCUCCUCCUUCACCAUCCCCACCACCACCACCUCCUUCACCGUCUCCACCACCACCACCUCCGUCACCAUCUCCACCACCACCUCCGUCACCCUCUCCACCUCCUCCUCCCGCCACCAAAUCACCACCACCUUCUGUUCCUCCCAUGGCCUCCCGAUCUCCACCACCAGCGCCGCCUCAACAUUUACCUUCUGCUUCUCCUCCAAUGGAUUCCCGAUCAUCUCGCCAACCUCCUCCACAUUCUCCAUCGCAAUCACCUAGACAUCCCCCGCCACCGCCGUUGCCCGAGCAGCCACCACCGCGACCAUCCUCUCCACCGCCGACUCCGGCAUCGACACAACCACCACAGCAGUUGAGCAACAUAAUAGACGCGCUGAUUGGAGCAGGUGACUUUGGGAAUUGGGUGAACAUAAUCUCCGGAGCGAACCCUCUGAUCCUCCCUCUGAGCGCCACUCUCUUCAUCCCUCAAGACGACGCCGUCAACCGCCUCCUCACGGCCGACCCAUUCAUGUUCCCCUACCACGUCAUCCCGCAGCGCCUCUCCUUCUCCGAUCUCCAGCUCUUCAAACCAAACGCUCGCCUCCCGACUCUUCUCCCUGGAAAAUCCAUCGUCAUCACCAGCAACAACCGCUCCAAUUUCAGCGUCGAUGGCUCUCCGAUCACUCAGCCAGACCUUUACAUCACUGCCACCAUCGCAGUCCACGGCGUCGGAGCCAUACUUGACUACACUGUUUAUGGUGACGGGCUCGAUUUGUUGCCUAAACCUACUUCGGAGGGUCAGCCCCAGCUCAUUAGGCCACCGCCGGGACCUUUGCUGCCGGACGGCGAUAACGACGGUGAGAAUAACGAGUGGAGAUCGAGCAUGGCCUCACAGUGCCUUGGCAUUCAAUUUCCGGUUGCUUUGUCGAUUGCUUGUGCCGUCCUGGCUCUGGGCCGAUGAAGCAAAUGGGUUGGGUUAUCUAGUGUUUUUCUGGGUUUAUACGGAGAUUACAAUUUUUGUUACAUUUUUUAAUUGGCUUUCAAUCUGAGUUUGAUGGAAUUUUCAUACAAAGUGAAUACAAUAUAA